Molecule: messenger RNA, 1679 nt
Organism: Leptidea sinapis
Lineage: Eukaryota; Metazoa; Arthropoda; Insecta; Lepidoptera; Pieridae
Gene: SerRS
Product: serine--tRNA ligase, cytoplasmic
Exons: 8
Coding region: 109-1578 (489 amino acids)
Biological process (GO): seryl-tRNA aminoacylation
Cellular component (GO): cytosol
Molecular function (GO): tRNA binding; ATP binding; serine-tRNA ligase activity
Source: RefSeq, a predicted model, not a curated record
UGUUGAUGCGGCAAUUUUAUCGUUGCAUUGGUGAAUGGUGAUUUAUAGUGAUUGGGGGUGACUGGUGUGCAAUUUUGCUGUAGCAUAGAAUCUGAAUAUUAACUGAAAAUGGUCUUGGAUUUGGAUUUAUUUAGAGCAGAUAAGGAUGGCGAUCCAAAUAAAAUUCGUGAGAACCAACGCAAGCGUUUUAAAGAUGUAGCUUUAGUGGACACAGUAGUCGAACAAGACACGCUAUGGAGAAAAUUGCGUCAUGAUGCAGAUAAUCUGAAUAAGCUAAAAAAUGUUUGUAGCAAGGAAAUUGGGCAAAAGAUGAAAGCGAAGGAAGCAGUGGGUCCUGAAGAUCAGGAAGUGCCAUCAGAAAUUGCAGAUAACCUAAUUAAUCUCACCAAUGACCAGCUCAAGCCUCUUACUGUGAAUCAAAUUAAAAAGGUCAGAGUACUAAUUGAUGAGGCAAUAACAAAGAAUGAACAUGGUCUCAUGACAGCCGAGAAGGCUCGCUCGGCAGCACUCAGAGAGGUAGGUAAUCACCUCCAUGACUCUGUGCCUGUUGAUGAUGAUGAAGACCAUAAUGCUGUUGAGAGAACAUUUGGUGAUUGUACUGUGCGGCAGAAAUACUCUCAUGUAGAUCUUAUUUGUAUGAUUGAUGGUAUGGAUGGUGAGCGUGGAGCUACAGUAGCAGGAGGGAGAGGUUAUUAUCUAAAAGGCGCGGCCGUGUUCCUAGAGCAGGCUCUAGUACAGCUUUCGUUAAGGUUGCUCCUUGAAAAAGGCUACACUCCACUUUAUACUCCAUUUUUUAUGAGAAAAGAGGUGAUGCAAGAGGUGGCUCAACUUGCCCAAUUUGAUGAGGAGCUUUACAAAGUGAUUGGAAAAGGAUCUGAAAACAAGGGUGAUGCAGCUGUUGAUGAAAAGUACCUGAUAGCUACAUCGGAACAACCUAUUGCAGCUUACCACAGGGAUGAAUGGUUGCCGGAAUCAACUUUACCUAUUAAAUAUGCCGGUCUGUCGACGUGUUUCCGGCAAGAGGUGGGAUCGCAUGGCCGGGACACGCGCGGUAUCUUCAGAGUCCAUCAAUUUGAAAAGGUGGAGCAGUUUGUCCUCACAUCGCCCCACGAUAAUGCCUCCUGGAAUAUGAUGGAUGAGAUGAUAAGCAAUGCUGAAGGUUUCUACAAGUUGCUCAACAUUCCGUACCGCGUCGUCAAUAUAGUGUCUGGAGCGCUGAAUCAUGCUGCGGCCAAGAAGUUGGACCUGGAAGCUUGGUUCCCGGGCUCCGGGGCCUUCAGAGAGCUGGUCUCUUGCAGCAACUGUCUCGAGUAUCAGGCCAGGCGAUUGCUCGUCAGGUACGGGCAGACAAAGAAGAUGAACGCGGCGACCGAAUACGUGCAUAUGCUGAACGCGACCAUGUGUGCGACGACACGAGUCAUCUGCGCCAUCCUCGAGGUGCAUCAGACAGAGGAGGGGAUUAAGGUACCAGAAGCGAUCAAGAUGUGGAUGCCUGACCAGUAUAAAGAAUUGAUUCCGUUCGUCAAACCAGCGCCUAUUGACGUAGAAGUAGCAGCAAAGAAGGGCAAGAAAAAAUAGCUCAUUCGGUCAAAUAAACAUUUAUUUAUUUUCGCUACAUCUUAUGUAAGCUUUUAAUAUACACUGUUGAGGUUUUUUUUAAAUAAAAUCAUUCAAUAAGA